AUGCCCAUCAACACGUCCCACUGCACCUCGUGGACUCAGAUCCAGCCCAUCCACUCUGUGUCGGAGGGCGAGGGGGGGAAGGUCACGGUGUUGGGUCGUGGGGGGGGGGCGUUGGAGGAGGGCCUGGACAGAGGCGGCAGCUCGGGGUGGGAGUUGGCUGUGUGGCCCGAUGCCUGCGGGGGAUCUCGCCCCAGGUUGUUGGAGAACGCGUUGCUCAACGCUGAGGUGAAGGAGGGAGAGAUCCUCCCGCCCACCAUUCAUAAGCUGAUGAAAGGCUACAACAAGUACCUCCGGCCUUUCUUUGACAAUGGACCCGUAUCUGUGGGCAUGAGCUUGGACAUCGCCAGCAUUGACACCAUCUCAGAGAUCAACAUGGACUACACGGCCACCAUCUUCCUGCGUCAGCGCUGGACCGACGAGAGGCUGGUGUUCCAGGGGAACAAGAGCCUGAGUCUGGACGGACGCCUGGUGGAGCUGCUGUGGGUGCCCGACACCUUCAUCGUGGACUCCAAGAAGUCCUUCCUCCACGACAUCACCGUGGAGAACCGGCUCAUCCGCAUCUUCCCCAACGGCACCGUCCUCUACGCGCUGAGGAUCACCACCACGGUGGCCUGCAACAUGGACCUCACCAAGUACCCUAUGGACAAGCAGACGUGCACCCUUCAGCUGGAGAGCUGGGGCUACAACAUCAACGACCUGACCUUCCACUGGACCAGAGGGAACGAGUCUGUGAGUGGGCUGGACACCCUGAAGCUGGCCCAGUACACCGUGGAGGACCACUACACCUCUGUCUCUGAGGCCAUCUAUGAAACCGGCCACUACCCCAAGCUGGUGUUCCACUUCGAGCUGAAGAGGAGCAUCCUCUACUUCAUCCUGGAGACCUACGUGCCCUCCAGCCUGCUGGUGGUCCUCUCCUGGGUCUCCUUCUGGAUCUCACAGUCCUCCGUCCCUGCUCGCAUUUGCAUAGGGGUGACCACGGUGCUGACCAUGACCACCCUGAUGAUGGGGGCCCGCACCUCGCUGCCCAACGCUAACUGCUUCAUCAAGGCCAUCGACGUGUACCUGGGCAUCUGCUUCAGCUUCAUCUUCGGGGCCCUCAUCGAGUACGCAGUGGCCCACUUCUGCACGCUCACCUACACCGAGUCCAUGUACGGCCACCACAUGCAUGAUGCAUUCGACGACGAGAUGAACGGCAUCAUCACCACCAUCGCCAGCAACUCCAACCGGGCCAAGAGACGCAAGGAGGCUAAUGCCGCCGCCAACGCCGCCGGCGCUAACGCGGCCCCGGUGGAGAUCGCCCUCACCCCGUCCAGCCCCUCAGGGAGCGAGCCCAGGCUGGAGGCCCCGCCCGAGGUGCCCCGCCACUGGUGCUUCACCGUGCUGGCCGUCCUGCGCAAGGUGCUCCGGCGGGCCAUGAACUGCUGCCACGUAGAGAACCCCCACUACAUAGACAACUACUCCCGGGUCACCUUCCCCCUGUCCUUCGUCAUGGUCAACCUGCUCUACUGGACCUACUACCUGUACUUCUAG
Messenger RNA from Gadus chalcogrammus (walleye pollock), 1530 nucleotides. RefSeq names its product gamma-aminobutyric acid receptor subunit pi (gene gabrzb). Gene Ontology annotation, molecular function: GABA-A receptor activity; neurotransmitter receptor activity; extracellular ligand-gated monoatomic ion channel activity. Gene Ontology annotation, cellular component: neuron projection; synapse; GABA-A receptor complex. The transcript is spliced from 10 exons. NCBI's taxonomy places the organism in Eukaryota, Metazoa, Chordata, Actinopteri, Gadiformes, Gadidae. Gene Ontology annotation, biological process: monoatomic ion transmembrane transport; chemical synaptic transmission; nervous system process. The record is from RefSeq and is a predicted model, not a curated record. The coding region runs from base 1 to 1530 and encodes 509 amino acids.